GUCAGCCAUCAUUACAUGCCGUGAACAUAUAGAACAGUGAAUAUACACCUGCACCAGACUACUCUCACACUGCCUCUUGACUCCAUUCUAGCUUUCACAUGGCAAAUUAGUCUCUCCUCAAAGUGUAACGACGGCUUAACUUUCACCUGAAGCUGAUUGUAAUUGAGUAAGAAUAAAAUUAAUUCAGGCUCUGUAACACUAAGAGACAAACAAUUUAGAAAGGGGAAGGUAAGUGAAGCCUAAAAGAAUAUAGCCUGAGAGGACUCAGCCUAUGAAAAGCAUCUCUUUUCGUGUGUAACAUGACAUUCUUCUGCAAAAGCCAAUACAAAAAACAGAUUCAACAGACCAAAUUAUCAUUGUCCCCGGAUGGAUGACUCAGAGGGGGGCUGAUUUCGAUUUGAAGUCACUGUAAACUACAACAUUUACAAAGGACCUCGAGGAAAUAACGAAUAAAUUGCCUUCCACUCAUACAACAGAAUUCAUCGACACUAUACGUAGCUAUUUUUGUUUUAAAUCAAAAUGCAUUUAAUUUUAUUGACCCCCUAAUAUUGAUCACGUUGAUUCAGUCAAUCUCCCAGUAGAAAAAUAUCAACUAACAGUAAACUAACUCGAAAUCGUGCCGCAUGAACUGAACGUGUGUAUUUUGUACACCAUUUUAUCUAGCGUCUACCUUCUCUGUUGUCAGAGCUUGCAAUUGUUUUGCCGAGAUGAGACACUGUUACCCGGGUAACUGACUGAACGUGCUAUCAUUCAAAAAUAAGGGCGUGACUUAUUUAUUUAGUUAUACUUUAUAGGUCUUCUUCUGCUGAGUAUGCGAGGAAUACAUAAUAUAUAUGUAACUAAACUGAAUAAAAUAGAUUAAAGAAAUAUUUUGGAAUAAUUCAUCCGUCAUUGCUGAUUAGUCCUAACCGACAAGCAUUCAUACAACGGUUUAGUUACUGCUGGUGUUCAUUUUAUAUAUUUUUCUCGACUAGCAACCGUUACUCCUUGGUUGCAAAUACAAAACACUCAAUAUUCGGUGACGGUUUGAAGCUGAGCUAGUAUCACUGUUGCUCCUGUGAUUUUCGAUCGACACUCGACAUUCGCUACUUCGCUUCAAUCCCAGCUGAUAAUAUUGCUUUUUAUCUUCACGAAAUGAAUCUUUCAACGUUAAAGUUGGCGGUGGUUGUUGCCGUAGUUGUUGUCUGUUUUGGUCUAAUUUUGACAGAUGUUUGCCUUUUUGGCCGGCGAGAAUGUUUUCCAAAUCCGACAAAACUCAAAAACAGUUUGGUCGUUUCUCUAGAGCGGUUGUCUUUCUUGGAAGAUACAGCCACCGACAAAGAGGAGAAUGUGCUUCACUCACCGAAGGGAUUAAACCACCAUGUUUGGGAAAACAACUGCGUAAAGACCAUUGAGACACUUUGUAAUUUUCCAGUCUUUCCAAAAGCACCGGAUAGAAGACAAAUCAUUUUUCGAACCGAAAUUAUAGCUCCAAAAAAUCGUGGCGUGGAUGGGCACCGACUUAUUGGUUAUUUGCUUCCCAAUUUAUCUGGCGAUUAUCAUUUCGCUGUUGUUUCAAAUGGUUUUUCUGAAGUUUGGCUCAGCCCGAUAAAGAGUUGGAGGGCAGCAAAGCAAGUUGCUUAUAUCAGCCCGCAAGAUGUACCAUCAACGAUCAAGAAAUGGGACUUUGAAUCUUUAAAAUCUCAGAUUUCGACGAGAAUUUAUUUAAAAGCGAGGAAGCGAUACUUCAUUGAGAUAAUAUAUUCUGUUGGCGCUCGAAAAACAGGCGAGAGCUUUCUUCAGGUCGCUUGGAAAAGACCAGGGAAGUCUAUGUUUGAGAUUAUUGAAGGCGAGUCGCUUUCACUCUACACAAAUGACAGCGAGAAGGCACAGUACAAAAUGUUUGACGAUGAAUUACCAGAGGCUCAUUGUUGUGCCAAAUAUCGAAAAGGCUACGCCAACAAGUACAUGAGGCCACCGAUUUAUCCCAGUUUAGAAAAUAGAGCGGUUAACAGGACGCUAGAUUUUUGUGAUUACAGACCGAGUUAUCUUCUCGAACCUGAUAAUUUCGAUAAACUAUCUAAAUUCCAAGUCUAUAAUGGCGUGACAAAACAUGUCCAUCAAACGACAAGCUUCCCAUAUCCAAAUAUUGAUGGCGUCGUAAGGAAUCAAAAAGCCCAUCCAGUUUUCUGGGCUGAAAAUCCGUUAGAAGAACAAGAGGCGUGGUCUGUAGUGGAGAGAUACAUAGAAGCUAUUGAGGAGAGUUACCCUGGGAAGUACGAGCUUAAAUCCAUUAUUCGCGUUGAGAAGAAAGAAGAUCCCAAAAAAGGAAGCAGAUAUUUUCUUGAACUUGAAGUUAAAGAUCUAACCACUGGUGCGAGCUAUAUAUUGGCAGAAUACGUAUUCCAACCAAAAGGUGAAAACGCCCGUUUAUGCUAUCCUAAGGGCCUGCAGUGGGACAGGACAGCGGAUGUUUAUCUUAUCCUCACGGCCAAGAACCUGGGUCGAUGGGUUCAUCAUUUCAUCAAGAACGUAGAACAAAUUGUUCAAGAAACGAAUGAUGAACAUUUACAUGCGGUCAUUUUUGACUUUGAUAGUCCCGAUAUUGAUCUAGAACAGGCUUUCAAGAGGAGCACUCUGAAGAACUACCAUUUUAUCACACAGCCUGGAAACUAUUCUCGUACAGUUUCCUUUAGCAAAGCGAUAGAGUCGAUAAAAAACCCUGACGCCAUUAUUGUCACCAUAGACAUGCAUCUUGACAUUGGAAGUCAGCUGAUCAACGACAUACGUAAGCACUGCAUCAAAGGAAAAACACUGUACGCUCCUCAAAUAGUUCGUCUAAGUUGUGGCAGAAGCAGUGUCAUUCCCAACGGCCACUGGUUCCAUUAUAGCUAUGGAACAGUAGCAGUGUACAAAGCAGAUUGGGAGAAAUUUGGAGGAUUUUCAACACGUUUCGACAACAAAGUCACGUGGGGAGGUGAAGACUGGGACAUAAUUGACGGUGCGGUCAAGGGUGGCUUGGAAAUAGAACGGAAACGCUCUCCAGCUGUUUACCAUUAUUAUCACACCAAAGCAGGAAUGUGGCUGAAAGCAAAGAGGGCUACUAAAGGAACGUCAGGAAAAAAAUAAGACGUAGGGACUCUUUUACCUCAUUUGUAAUAAAUUCAGUGGAGGUAUAGCUUGUUAGAUGGUAAAAUAGAUAGAUGAUUAAUUUACAGUGGAACCUCUUUUGUCACUUAAUUCUGGUUGUAUUAAUAGUAGGUCGUAGUGACUGCAGUCUUCUUCAAGUUAAACCAAUCAAAAAGAAGGUGCGGUCAUAUAUACAAAGUGAUAGACAACAACAACAACAAAAUAUACGGUUUUACUGUAAUUAUUGGAAGUCCUCCAGUGGAGAUCAAACUUGGAAAUAAACAACUUGCUAAAAGAUUUAAUUGUACUCCAGAGUCAUUUCACUUAGUGUGACCAGCUAACAGGGUCAUUCGCAUUUUAUAGGUUGUCGUCAUUAGCCUAGCUUUCUUAAAAAUUUAGUAGGAUAGGCAAUCGUAAGAAUGCGAGUUCAAUAAGGAUUUACACUACGAGUGCUAUUUGAAAAUUCUCAAAACU
Molecule: messenger RNA, 3582 nt
Organism: Orbicella faveolata
Lineage: Eukaryota; Metazoa; Cnidaria; Anthozoa; Scleractinia; Merulinidae
Cellular component (GO): Golgi cisterna membrane
Molecular function (GO): acetylgalactosaminyltransferase activity
Source: RefSeq, a predicted model, not a curated record